Molecule: messenger RNA, 1818 nt
Organism: Scutellospora calospora
Lineage: Eukaryota; Fungi; Glomeromycota; Glomeromycetes; Diversisporales; Gigasporaceae
Source: the annotation of a GenBank genome assembly
AUGUUAAAAAAUGUUGUUCGUGCUGCUUCGCCUUUGACUACUACACUAAUACGAAGGGCGGUGCCUGUUAUUCGUACUAACAACGGUGUAGUGAGUAUUACCACUCGAGGAUAUGCAACCACUAAGCCUGCCACAUCUGAAGUUUCCUCCAUUCUGGAACAACGCAUCCUCGGUGCUACUGCUAACGUUGAAGUCCAGGAGACUGGACGUGUCUUGUCAAUCGGAGAUGGUAUCGCCCGUGUUUACGGACUCAAAAAUUGUCAAGCCGAAGAAAUGGUUGAAUUCUCUAGUGGUCUCAAGGCAUUCACUGAUGUUUUACAGUCAGGAUUUGAUUAUUUCUAUAAUAAUAUUUUUAAUAAAUUUGAUUAUGAUUCAAUUCCGCGAAAAAUUGAUGGAUACUUGUAUGAUAUUAAAUAUACCGGCAUGGCUCUCAAUUUAGAACCCGACAAUGUAGGUAUUGUCGUGUUCGGUAACGAUAGAUUAAUCAAAGAAGGUGACACUGUGAAGCGUACAGGACAAAUUGUAGAUGUACCGGUUGGACCUGGUCUAUUAGGUCGUGUCGUUGAUGCUCUUGGUAAUCCCAUCGAUGGCAAGGGGCCAAUCAAAUCAGCAGAACGGCGGCGGGUUCAAGUUAAAGCCCCUGGCAUCUUACCUCGUCGUUCUGUUCACGAACCUAUGCAAACUGGCAUUAAAUCAGUCGAUGCUAUGGUGCCAAUUGGUCGUGGCCAACGUGAAUUGAUUAUCGGUGACCGUCAAACUGGUAAAACUGCAGUUGCUCUUGACACUAUUUUAAACCAAAAAAAGUGGAAUGAUGGUAGUGAAGAAAAUAAGAAAUUAUACUGUGUGUAUGUCGCUAUUGGUCAAAAACGUUCGACUGUAGCUCAAUUGGUUAAAACUCUCGAAGAAAACGACGCAUUGAAAUAUUCCAUUAUUGUCGCUGCUACAGCUUCUGAGGCAGCACCCCUUCAAUAUUUGGCGCCGUUCUCCGGCUGUGCUAUGGGCGAAUGGUUCAGAGACAAUGGCAAACAUUCAUUAAUUAUUUAUGAUGACUUGUCUAAACAAGCCGUUGCUUACCGUCAAAUGUCUUUGUUGCUUCGUCGUCCUCCGGGUCGUGAAGCUUAUCCCGGUGAUGUAUUUUAUCUUCACUCCCGAUUACUUGAACGUGCCGCAAAAUUGAAUCAGAAUUUUGGCGCUGGAUCUAUGACCGCAUUGCCAAUUAUUGAAACUCAAGGUGGUGAUGUGUCCGCUUAUAUUCCCACUAAUGUCAUUUCCAUCACAGACGGUCAAAUUUUCUUGGAAGCUGAGUUAUUCUUCAAAGGUGUACGACCUGCUAUCAACGUCGGUAUAUCUGUAAGCCGUGUGGGCAGUGCGGCUCAAACUAAAGCUAUGAAACAAGUUGCCGGGUCUCUUAAACUUUACUUGGCUCAAUAUCGUGAAGUCGCUGCAGUACGUUUAUUCUUUAUCAUCAUUGCCAUCCAUAAAAUUGUCCAUGUACUUUUUGCACAAUUCGGUUCUGAUUUAGAUGCCUCUACACGUUUCUUGUUGAACCGCGGUGAACGAUUGACAGAACUUUUAAAGCAACCUCAAUAUAAACCACUUCCUACGGAACACCAAGUACCACUAGUAUUUGCAGGUGUUCACGGGUUUUUAGAUAAAUUAGAUAGUAAACGGGUGACAGAAUUUGAAAACUCGUUCAUCCCACAUAUGGUAUCAAACCAUUCUGAUGUGUUGGAUACUAUUAAUAAGGAAGGAGUAAUUUCCGAUGCUACAGACAAAAAAUUACGUGGAAUUUUGACCGAAUUUUUAAAGUCUUUUUAA